Molecule: messenger RNA, 750 nt
Organism: Symbiodinium natans
Lineage: Eukaryota; Dinophyceae; Suessiales; Symbiodiniaceae
Source: the annotation of a GenBank genome assembly
AUGGCCACCGCCAGAAGCGCCGCCGGCGCAGCCUUCUUGGUGGUGCCUUUCUUUGCUUUCGUGAACCUUGGCAAUGGCUUCAUGUCGCUGCCGGACACGGCCCCUGCUGGACGUGUGCUUAGUGGAGGCAUGGGCUCUGAGAGGCGACGAUCCUGGAUUGCUUUGGCAGGGGCCAUUGCCAGCGAAAUGGGAGUGGAAGCCAGUGCAAAAGCAGAAGAGGAGAGCGCAGCUAGCGCAUCCCUGUAUGUAGUUGAUGAAACGAAUUUGCUGGCACCUUCCACGGAAAAGUACUUGGAGCGAUUGCUGAAGAAGCUACAAGCCGACACAGGCUUGAAGCUGCGAGUGAUCUGCCCUCCCAGAGAUCUUCAGACAGAUCGUGAUGCAUUCCAGGAAUAUUUAAGACCAAUCAGCAAGAGGCUGGGAACGGACUCGGCGAGCGUGGUAAUCCUUGCUGAGGAACGUUUCCAGAAACGGACGGGGCGACCAUUGCCUCUGAUGACUGUUCAGGUUGGCUUUCGUCUGCAAGAGCGCUUUCAGUACCGGUUGACCAACGACUACAUUCUGAGCGUGGCAGACAAGUAUGGAUUUCCCCCUACUGUGGAUCGAAUAGGUCCUGAUUUGGCAAUCCAGGAAGCUACCAAGAACGUGGCAGCUUGCCUGUUUGGUUUGAGUGAUGAUACAACAAAGCGAUUCUUGCGGGUGUUGCCUGAAGAACAGGUCCUUAAGAUCCUGCAGAAGCACAACGCUUGA